UUGGUGCUGCAGCAAAACCAGAAAUCUCUAUUGUGUUCCAUACAGAUUCCAAAGGAAAGGCACGCUUCACAUGUGUGAUAAAGAAGGCAUAUCCAAAGCCAAAACUUAUGUGGUACAUGGGUGGAAAGAUUCUGAAUGAAAAAUCUGAAGGUUUAUUAAUUGAAAAUAAAAAUAUAAACCAGGUAGGAAGUUUUUAUGAAAAGACAUCAUUUUUGUCACUACGGAAUAUAACUCAUUCAACUUUUAAUCAGCCCUUCAAAUGCAUGUCUGCGUACUACUUCACUAGAAAUGACAGAUGGAAAUUUUCCUCUAAAGAAAUACUUAUUCCUUAUGGAGUUCAGAAUACAUCACUGGCAUAUUCAGAAUUCAUUAGUCACAUUACUGCCAUUUCAGAUUCAACCACAGAAAGGUUACAGCCUACGAUUUCUGAAGCCUCAGGAAUAACGCUAGUACCAGAUUCCACUUCAGAAAAACACUUGCAUUCUACUAAAACCUUGCAAAGUGAUACUACUACAAAGUUAUUCAGUGACUUCACAGUACCCCAAAAAAUCUUGCAUUCUACCAAAACCCUGCAAAGUAGUACUACUACUAUGUUGCUCCGUGACUCCACAGUACCACAAAAAUCCUUGCAACCCCGGCAAAAUGAUACUGUUAUUACGUUGUUCGGUGAGACCAUGGUACCUCAAAGAAACCUGUCCAUCAGAAGAGUGACUGAACUAACCACAAUGAAUAGCCCUGCUCAUUCAUACACUGUAAAAGAUGGCCUUAAUACCAGUUCUGCAAUAAUUCCAAAACACAGUACAUUUCCCUGGCCAGUUGUGUCAUUUCUGCUUUUUUUCUGCACGUGUUUAAUCAUUUGUGGAAUCAGAAAAUGGUGUCAGCACCAAAGAGAAAUUAUGAAUAAACCUCCAUCGUUCAAGCCACCUCCUCCACCAGUUAAGUAUUCCUCCAUCCAAGUCUAUAAUGAAAUUUACUCAUCCAGUGAUGAAUUGGAAAAUCUGAAAUCCACCUAAAAAUCUAUAAUGAUCCAGCAUCAAACGGCAUGCUUCUAUUGUAUGGCUUUUAUAAUAAAUGGCAAGCAUUCACUGGUAGUGACGCACAUUCCCAUUUGGACUGCUUAAUGUUGUGUUUGUGCUAAAGUGUAUGACAUUUAGCACAUUCACAAACCCAGAUUGCCUUUUGUAAUUGGCACAUAAUGAAAUCAAACAUAUGGCAAAUCAGAGCUAGUGAGCCUUUGCAGUGGAACUUUGAGUCUGUAUUCAAUAUACAAAUGUCGUUCAUUUGUUUGUUUAAAAGACAAUGAAUGCAUGAGCUAUAUGCAUGAUAUUGAUAAUCUCAACUAUGUUUCUUUACAUCUUAUAGCUACAUGUUUACUAGAGUGGAGAUGCUCGCAAGAGUUACCUGUUUUUUCAGACAGUGGCCUAAAAUGAGAAAGCCACGUUACUGUAUAUGAAUAGAAAGCAUCAAUAAUAAAUUAGGCACAAAUGCAUAUAUUCCAUUAAGGAAUUCACUUCCACUGGCUGUAUGGUCAAAUAAAUGGAUUUACAUAAAACUGAGAAUGAAAGACACAAACUCCAAUAGAAGAGAAUAUGUGUAUCUCAGAGUUGAACUGUGGAGCCCUUGGUGCUAUUUGAGCCUGAUUAUUUGCCUGGGGAUGUUUCAUUACCCUAUUCCAGUGAUGGUGAACCUUUUCGGCACCAAGUGCCAAAAAGGGAGAACUUUGUGCCUGCUCGUCUGGGCCGCAACCAGGACAAGGAACUGGAAACGGGGCAUGCGUGCACUGGAAAAUGAACUUCCAGAACAAAAAGUCUUCUGUAUUCUGGAGCACAUGCGCAUGUGAUGAUCAGCUGACUGGCAUGCAUGCUCACACCGGAAAAUGGAAGACCAGCUCUUCCAGUUUCCGGCACUGCCGCACACACCAAAGCCAGCUGAUCAUCACAUGUGCAUACUCGCCAGAAUCCAGAAGAGGAACGGAUGACACUGCACAUGCCAGGUGAAAUGGCUCCAUGGCCCAUUCUGGGCAUGCAUGCCAUAGGUUUGCCAUCAUGGCCCUAUUCGGUAACU
Molecule: messenger RNA, 2064 nt
Organism: Thamnophis sirtalis
Lineage: Eukaryota; Metazoa; Chordata; Lepidosauria; Squamata; Natricidae
Source: RefSeq, a predicted model, not a curated record